Molecule: messenger RNA, 1488 nt
Organism: Alternaria atra
Lineage: Eukaryota; Fungi; Ascomycota; Dothideomycetes; Pleosporales; Pleosporaceae
Exons: 4
Coding region: 1-1488 (495 amino acids)
Biological process (GO): transmembrane transport
Molecular function (GO): transmembrane transporter activity
Source: RefSeq, a predicted model, not a curated record
AUGCCUACAUCAUCUACCAAGAUCGAUGCCUCACCGGCUACUAAAUCAAACGAUGAGACCACGCCUCUGUUGACCCAUGUAGACCCUACACCCAUAGAUGAGUCUGUCGAUCCUUCACAGCAGCAAGACUAUAUCGAAGAUGAUGAUGAGGACAAGGAUAAGCCAUUACCCAAGGCACAGAUAUUUCUUCUGUGUUAUGCGGUUUGCGCAGCGCCUAUUGCCUUCUUCUCCAUCUUUCCUUAUAUCAACUUCAUGAUCGAGAGGGUAGGGGGCGUGGAUACAGAGGAUGUUGGGUUUUAUUCAGGUUUGAUCGAGAGUCUGUUCAGUGCGACACAGAUGUGUGUUAUGAUUCUUUGGGGAAAGGCUUCUGAUCGAUAUGGGAGAAAACCCGUACUAGUCAUAUCCUUGUUGGGCUUGACCGUUGCUACGGUUCUCUUUGGCUUGAGCAGAACCUUGUGGCAGAUGGCGUUGUUCAGAUGUCUAGGUGGCGUCUUUGCUGGAACAAUUGUCACUGUCCGAGCCAUGCUCUCCGAGAAUAGCACCAAGCAUACUCAAGCACGAGCUUUCAGUUUCUUUGCUUUCGCCAGCAACAUGGGGAUUUUCAUUGGCCCGCUGAUCGGUGGUGCACUCGAAAGCCCAGCGGAUAAGUUUACAUCGACCUUUGGCAAGGUGCAGUUCUGGCAUGACUACCGUUACGCACUACCCAACAUUGUUGUGUCGGCUAUUGCCCUUUCUGCAGCGAUCACGACUAUGCUGUUCGUCAAGGAGACCUUGCAUAUUCACGGCGACAGAAAGAAGACUGCAAAGUCUAACAUGUCUACCCGGGAGCUGAUCAAGUAUCCCGGCGUCAUGCGAGUACUUGUAGUAUACAAUUACGUGAUGCUCAUGGCAUUCACCUUCACAGCCGUCUUUCCGGUCGCCCAGUACACGCCCAUUGACAUGGGAGGUCUUGGCUUCACAACAGAGCUUAUUGCUGCGUGUACAGCGCUGAAUGGAGCUUCUCAAGCAGCCUGGCUGCUCAUUGUGUUCCCUAUACUGCACAAACGUAUAGGUACUGGUCGUGUGCUUUGGCUAUGCGCAUCAGCCUGGCCUGUUCUCUUCGUCGUCGGUCCAGUGUACAACAUCCUACUUCGGUACGGACAUACUACCGUUUUCUGGGCUACUGGUCCACCAAUCAUAGUUCUCGCGAGCGGGGUUUCGAUGGCGUUCACUUGCGUUCAACUCGCACUCAACGACAUAUCGCCUUCACACGAGACACUUGGGACGCUCAACGCUGUCGCACUUGCUGCUCAAAGUGGCAUUCGAUCUGUAGCUCCGGCUCUUGCGACUAGCAUUUACGCCAUCGGUGUCAAGUACCAUAUCCUGGGUGGUCAACUUUUCUGGCUUUGCCAGGUCAUUCUGGCAUUCGGCUUGUUUGGGCUUCUGAAGCUACUUCCUGCGAAGGCAAGAGGGGAUGUGAAACCAAAGCAGUUGAACGGCGGUGUUUGA